Molecule: messenger RNA, 6435 nt
Organism: Astyanax mexicanus (Mexican tetra)
Lineage: Eukaryota; Metazoa; Chordata; Actinopteri; Characiformes; Acestrorhamphidae
Gene: rims1b
Product: regulating synaptic membrane exocytosis 1b
Exons: 34
Coding region: 294-5270 (1658 amino acids)
Biological process (GO): regulation of membrane potential; positive regulation of synaptic transmission; intracellular protein transport
Cellular component (GO): presynaptic membrane; cytoskeleton of presynaptic active zone
Molecular function (GO): small GTPase binding; transmembrane transporter binding
Source: RefSeq, a predicted model, not a curated record
GAGAGACUGGGAGGGAGAAAGAUACUGUGGGGGACUGAGAGAGAGAGCGAGAGAGAGAGAGCGACUCAGAGAGAAAGAGAGAACAACGCUCAACCAACCAACCAACCAACCAAGAGACGACCAACAUGCCCUGAGGUGUGGUCUCCCACCCCAAGAAGCCCAAGCCCAGCGCGCAACGGUGGGGUUUCUACUGGGCAAACAGCCGGGGAUACUAGCCUACUGCCGGCCAGUAAGACGCUACCGACGCUCCGGGAGCGGAGACGGGGCUGGGCGGGCGGGGGGCCGGCUGAAGGAUGUCCGCUUCGGUAGGGCCCCAAGGCGGCCCUCGCCCACCCACGGCGCCGGCGGCGACCAUGCCAGACAUGCCGGACUUGAGCCACCUGACCGAGGAGGAGCGCCGGAUCAUCCUGGCCGUGAUGGCUCGCCAGAAGGAGGAGGAGGAGAAGGAGCAAGCCAUGCUGAAGACUCUUCAUCAGCAGUUUGAGAGCUAUAAGGAGCAGGUCCAGCGGAUCGGGGCGGAGACCAAACGCCAGCAGACAAUCCACAAGGACGACGCCCCCACCUGCGGGAUCUGCCGCAAGACCAAGUUUGCCGACGGCUGCGGUCACCUCUGCUCCUACUGCCAGACCAAGUUCUGCGCUCGCUGUGGGGGGAGAGUCUCUCUACGCUCCAACAAUGUGAUGUGGGUAUGCAACCUGUGCAGGAAGCAGCAGGAGAUCCUCACUAAGUCUGGGGAAUGGUUCUCGCCGGGGCCCCGGGGCCGGCCUCUGAGCCUGGGAGCUAUAGUGCCUGGCCCUGAGGCCGACGGGGACAAGAAGCUGCGCUCCAGGUCCCAGGUCCCCGCCGGCACCAACCUCAGCGCCGCCGACCCCCAGGGGCCCAACGCCAGGCCAGCCGACCGGGCCAAGGGAGCAGACACCAUGCCGGCCUCACGCGCCCGGAGCGAACCCGCCAGAGAGAAAAAGAGGCCUGUGUCCCUACACGAGCAGAACGGCAAGGUGAUUGGCCGAGGCGAGAGAAGGCCAGGACCAGGCAGGUUGUCGGCACAAGCUUCGGAGGAUCGCAUCCCAGGAGAACGGCGGGAAGGCCGGCGUCUGGAGAAAGGCCACUCGCACGAAUACGACCACCCAGACGGUGAACCUGCCCACCCUGACCAGCGGCGGAGAAAGGAGGAAGAAGAUCGAGAGCGCCAGCGACGCGAGGAGGAGUACCAGACGCGAUACCGCAGCGACCCCAACCUGGCAAGGUACCCCAUCAAACCUCAAAAAGAAGAGCAGGAGAUGCGGAUGCACGCCAAAGUGUCCAAGAUGCGACAAGAGCGUCACCACAGCGACAUGGCCAUCAACGAGGUGGGACUGGCUCAGGAUGGCGGCGAGACCCCCGGCGGCCGGUUAGGCAGGAGGGUGGUCCCUAACGAGGAUCGCAAGGCACUUUUAGAAAACCACCGAGCGUACUCUGUGGACAGGACCGUGGGGGGUAUUGGUGGUGGUGGUGGUGGUAGUGUUAUUGCUGGUGGCGGGGGACAUGGACCCCUCCAGAAACAGGGUCACAGUGGUCCUCGUAUGGGCCCCGCGGGCCCCCCAGACCUCAGGGACGGACAGGACUGGGGCCCCAAGGAUCACCUAGAGCCCGGAUCAGUGGCUUUACUGCACAAAACCAAGCGAGAGAAGGCGGCAGAAAGCUUCCGGAAAGAUUCCUCCCUCAGCUCCGACCAGUCGGAGUGUCUCCGGCCCCCUCCGCCCAGGGCUUACCGGCCCAAACGUGGCCUCAACAAGAGGCAGAUGUCCAUUAGUAGCUCAGAGGAGGAAGGAGGGUCUACUCCGGAGUAUACCAGCUGCGAAGAUGUGGAGAUCGAGAGCGUCAGCGAGAAAGGUGACUGGGACUGCCAUCCUCUAGAUCCAGCUGUGUGGCAUCAUCCUGUUACCUGGCAGCCGUCCAAAGAGGGGGAUCAUUUGAUCGGCCGCAUCACUCUGAGCAAGCGCUCGGCCAUGCCCCGCGAAGCCGGCUCGCUGCUGGGGCUAAAGGUGGUCGGUGGGAAGAUGACGGAGACGGGUCGUCUGGGAGCUUUCAUCACCAAAGUAAAGAAAGGAAGUCUGGCGGAUAUCGUGGGGCAUUUACGAGCAGGUGACGAGGUGCUGCAGUGGAACGGGAAGGCGUUGCCUGGAGCAACCAAGAAGGAAGUGUACAACAUCAUCCUAGAGUCACAGGCUGCUCCUCAAGUAGAGAUAGUGGUUUCCAGACCGAUUGGAUGUAUCCAUCGUAUUCUUUCCAAAAACUUCUUGAGAAAGGUGUAUAAAGCUUAUCAGGACACACCGAGAAUUCCACAGACAUCACAUCCUCCUCUUGAAUCAACUGGUUCCAGCUCUAUAGAUGAAUCCCAGAAGAUGGACCGCCCCUCCAUCUCCGUCAUGUCCCCCACCAGUCCGGGAAUGUUGAGAGACCUUCCUCAGGUUCUACCCGGCCAGCUUUCAGUAAAACUGUGGUAUGACAAGGUUGGCCAUCAACUUAUUGUCAACGUUUUACAAGCCAGAGAACUUCCUCCUCGACCAGACGGACGGCCACGGAACCCUUAUGUCAAGAUGUACUUCCUUCCUGAUCGGGGUGAUAAGAGCAAGAGGAGGACAAAGACGGUGAAGAAGAGCUCAGAACCCAAGUGGAACCAGACGUUUCUGUACUCUCACGUUCACCGCCGGGACUUCAGAGAGCGCAUGCUGGAGAUCACCGUGUGGGACCAACCCCGAGCUCAGGAGGAGGAGAGCGACUUCCUGGGAGAGAUCCUGAUAGAGCUGGAGACGGCGCUGCUGGACGAUCAGCCGCACUGGUAUAAGCUGCAGUCUCACGACGUGUCCUCCCUCCCCCUGCCCCAGCCCUCCCCCUACCUCCCCCGCAGACACGUCCACGGAGAGAGCCCCAGCAAGAAGCUACAGAGAUCUCACCGCAUCAUUGAGACUGAUUAUGAUGAUGCUAUUACGGUAGUGUCUUCAGCAGCGGAGAGGAACUCCAGAGACAGAGACCGGUCCAGUACCCUGACCGUCCCGGACCGUCCUGCGGCCGUCCAGCACCGAUCCCGCUCCGUCUCGCCCCACAGAGAGGACCAGUGUAGAGCCCGGUCCAGACCCUCACAUGUACCCAUGCAGAGAAGUCUUGAUGAAAUUCAUCAGAACCGGCAUCAUUCUCACUCGCCCACGCUCUACCACAAAUCUCAGCAGGAGCACAGAUCUAUAGACUCGGACUAUGACUAUUCUGAGGACAGUGAGGUCCUGGAGAUGCACAGAUCAAUCCGAGGCGGGAGCGCUGAGUGCCUGCACACAAACAGGAACUUAGCUAGGCACUGCAAUACUUUGCCCCCAAAGAUGCCCCUGUUAGUGAAUGGCAUUCACAAAGACAUUUACAGCUCCACGCUUCCCGCAUGCCUAAAGAGUAAAUCUUCACGGAGAAUAGAAGUGGGCGGAGUCGCCCCUCGUAGUGCCGUCCCACAGCGAGUGCUCAGGUUUACAGAUGAGGUCAGCACUAGUGACCUUCAGCCAUCGCUGGACAGAGUUAGAAGUGCCAGUACAACAUGUCUGAGGCCAGAGACCAGCUUCCACUCCCCAGACCGAGAAAGGCCGGUGGGCAGCUUGGAUAGACCUGCCUGCCCAAAACCUAACAAGAAAAGCAUAGACAAUGACAGGAUCCAGCCCACCUCCAUCCUGCGGGGCAGCAGGUGGAGGAGAGACGCCCCCAUCCGGCCCUUCGGCCAGACCAGUCUGGGGGGGUCGUGCCCCAGUUCACCCCGCCUUCUUGACAGAGGACAUCCUCAAGGGUCUCCCUUGUCGGUGCGCAGGGGCAGACAACUGCCACAGCUUCCAGCUAAGAGCAGCAGUAUAGAGCAAGACCAUGUCAGUAAUAAACCUGAGGAGAAAGCGUUGGCAGUAGAGGAGCGAGCUCGUCAGCUGAGUCAGAUGCGAGUUCCCUCCUAUAGGCCGGGAUCCUCCGCCAGCACAGGCCACGACCAAGAGAUGGAGCUAAAGAACAAGAGAGACAUGUAUAAGAGGAGCUGUGAUAACAUGUCGGCGCGGUCGUCGGACAGUGAUAUGAGUGAUGUGUCGGCCAUCUCCAGAGCCAGCAGUGCCUCACGCCUCAGCAGCGCCAGCUACAUGUCUGUCCAAUCAGAGAGACCGCACGGACGCCUCAGGUCAAAGUCUCUGGAGAGCUGUAAAGGGGAGGAGAAAAAGGAGAGGCGUAUCUCGUGGGGCGUGAACAGCCCCACCCAGAGGAGGAGUCUGGGGAAGAGGCGCUUCUCAGAGGAGCUGAAGCGCCGGCGCCACACUGUGGCCGGAGAUGAAGAUGUCAGUCGGCAGGUGCGGUCGUCGGCGGGUCGCAGCAUGCUGAAGAGCACCAGUGUGAGCGGUGAGAUCAACACGUCGGAGCGGACGGACGGCAGCCAAUCAGACACGGCUCUGGGCACGGUGAGCGGCGGGAGCAAGAAGCGGCGCGGCAGCCUCAACGCUCGCUUCGUCGCCAUCGUGGGCAACAGACGCAGCAGGAGCACCUCCCAGAUCAGCCCGACGGAGGCAUCUAAUAAGAAGUCUAAAGGAGGCGGGACGACCAUCCAGCGGAGUCAGGAGACGGGCAUGGCCGUGGAGCUGCAGCGCAACAUGAGCCGGCAGCCCAGCCGCGAGUCCAACAACGGCAGCAUGACCAGCUACAACUCCGAGGGAAGUCCGAUCUUCCCGGCCGUGAGGGUGGAGACUCAGUUCAGCGACUUCUUAGACGGGCUGGGUCCUGCACAGCUGGUUGGCCGACAAACCUUAGCCACGCCUUCUAUUGGGGACAUCCAGAUCGGCAUGGUGAAUAAGAAGGGUCAGCUGGAGGUGGAGGUGAUCCGAGCCCGGGGCCUGAUCCAAAAACCAGGAUCCAAAUCACUCCCUGCUCCUUAUGUUAAGGUGUACCUGCUGGAUAACGGGGCGUACGUAGCCAAAAAGAAAACGAAGAUUGCACGAAAAACGCUGGAGCCUCUGUACCAGCAGACUCUUCAGUUCGAGGAGAGCCCACAGGGUAAAGUGUUACAGGUGAUCGUCUGGGGAGACUACGGAAGAAUGGACCACAAAUCCUUCAUGGGAGUAGCACAAAUCCUAUUGGAGGAGCUGGACCUGGCCAGCAACGUGAUUGGCUGGUACAAACUGUUUCCGCCCUCCUCCUUAGUAGACCCCACUCUGGCCUCGCUCACUCGACGGGCUUCCCAGUCGUCUCUGGACAGUUCCUCCACGCCUGCAGCGGCUCGGUCGUAGUGGGCGGAGUUACGAAGAAGCUACGAAGAAGCUACUACAGAGCUAGGAAUCUGCGAGGCUCUGAAGCACACUGCAUAUAUAUAUAUAUAUAUACAUAUAUACAACCAGAAAGAGAGAAAGAAAGAGCAAGAAAGAGAAAAAGAACGAGAGACACCCAACAAGGACAACAAUCAGAGGCUGACCGACAAAAAAAAUGCGAUGAAUUAAAAAAAAAACACACAAAAAACACAAAGCUUUGAUGAAAUCUGACAAUCACUCCUGUCGCUUAACGUUUGGGUUCGUACUGUUUUUAUUUUAUAUUUUUCUCUUCUCUUCUGUGAAAAACGAAACGAGACAUUGCGUACAAAUUCUGUGAUGCGAUUUUGUUUGUCUACGACAAAGUAGACAAAUAGUCUGUUUUUUUGUCUGUCUUUCGUUUGCUUUUAUUUUAUUUUGUUUUUUUCUCAUCGUUUGUCACAACAGAAACGAAUUAGGGCUGCUGAUCUACGGUUCUACAUGGGAAGCACUAAUUUUAACGUGACUCUGAGAAGAAUUCAGCGCUAUUGAAAGCAAGCAGGGUGAUUUUCACUUUAGUCCGUGUUAACGAAAUGUACGUUAGUUACUUUAGCUAGUUUUUAAUAAUAAUAAUAAAAUAAUUAAUAACAGAGCAUCAGAAUGUAUCGACCCAAGGAAAAAAAAAAAAAAUACAACCCACAAAGACGACCUCCGACCAAGGGAUUGUUGGGUUUCCGUAGAGACCCACUUUAAAUCCGGCGAAAGGAAGGAAAGCGUAGAAAAUAUCGUAGAAAAAAAAAGACGUUAAAGUUUAAAAAGUGGGCCGCCCCCUUUUUAUGGAGGUCGUUCAGGCGUGCAGGGCCUUUCUUGGUGCCUAAACCUUGAGGACCCCGAGCUGUGGUCCAUCUUUUUUCCUGACGAAAGUACCUGUUUUUUCAGUAUGUUUACCAUGACCGACGGAGGCCGCCGCGUCCUCAAAAACGUGUCCUCCGUUCUUAUUGGUUCAGCGGAUUCUUUUCAUACCUCUGGCACACAGAUUUUUACGAGGUUUGUGUCGUCUAAUGUACUGUAUGCAUGGUGAAAAUGAUGCAGAGAAUAAGAAAAAAAAAAUACACACUUAAAAAUAAAACAAAGACUGGAAGAAGAGUGUCUGCAGAUAAGACACAUUUUU